This is a messenger RNA of Elephantulus edwardii (Cape elephant shrew), 3243 nucleotides long. RefSeq names its product pleckstrin homology domain containing, family G (with RhoGef domain) member 5 (gene PLEKHG5). Gene Ontology annotation, molecular function: guanyl-nucleotide exchange factor activity. The record is from RefSeq and is a predicted model, not a curated record. Gene Ontology annotation, biological process: Rho protein signal transduction; endothelial cell migration. Gene Ontology annotation, cellular component: axon; plasma membrane; endocytic vesicle. NCBI's taxonomy places the organism in Eukaryota, Metazoa, Chordata, Mammalia, Macroscelidea, Macroscelididae. The transcript has 21 exons. Bases 1 to 3243 code for a protein of 1080 amino acids.
AUGGGGACCGGCCCCGGCGUCUCCGGGCGCCGAGCGGCCUCCAGACCCGGCCUCGGACUGUCCUCUCGGGAUUCCGCGCCCUGCUGGGCCGGGGGUCGCGCCAGCGACGGUGAAGGGCAGGUAUGCCACCACGCCGACUGCCAGCAGCUGCACCGCCGGGGACCCCUCAACCUCUGCGAGGCCUGUGACAGCAAGUUCCACAGCGCCAUGCAUUACGACGGGCACGUCCGCUUCGACCUGCCGCCCCAAGGCUCUGUCCUGGCCCGGAACGUGUCCACCCGGUCAUGCCCCCCACGUACCAGUCCUGUGGUGGACUUGGAGGAGGAGGAUGAAGGCUCUAUGGAUGGCAAAGGGGACCGGAAGAGCACAGGCCUGAAACUAUCCAAAAAGAAAGCAAGGAGGAGACAUACAGAUGACCCGAGCAAGGAGUGCUUCACCCUGAAAUUCGACCUAAAUGUGGAUAUCGAGAUGGAGAUCGUACCUGCCAUGAAGAAGAAAUCGCUGGGGGAAGUGUUGCUGCCUGUAUUUGAAAGGAAGGGCAUUGCGCUGGGCAAAGUGGACAUCUACCUGGACCAGUCCAACACGCCUCUGUCCCUCACCUUUGAGGCCUACAGGUUCGGAGGACACUACCUGCGGGUCAAAGAGCCAGCCAAGCCCGGGGAUGAAAUCAAGGUGGAGCAGGGAGUGAAAGACUCCAAGUCUCUGAGUCUGCCGAUCUUGCGACCAGCGGGAGCUGGGGCCCCUACCCCAGAGCGAGGGGACCCCCAGAGCCGCCGGGAGAGCCUCGACAUCCUGGCCCCUGGUCGCCGCCGCAAGAACAUGUUGGAGUUCUUAGGGGAGGCGAGCAUCCCUGGGCAGGAGCCCCCCGCCCCCUCCAGCUGCUCUCUGCCCAGCGGUGGCAGUGGUGGUCCCAGCAGUGCCGGUGGUGACAGUUGGAAGAACCGGGCAGCCAGCCGCUUCAGUGGCUUCUUCAGCUCAGGCCCCAGCACCAGCGCAUUUGGCCGGGAGGUGGACAAGAUGGAGCAACUGGAGGGGAAGCUGCACUCCUACAGCCUCUUCGGGCUGCCCCGGCUGCCCCGGAGACUGCGCUUCGACCAUGACUCGUGGGAGGAGGAGGAGGAGGAGGAUGAAGAUGAGGACAGUGCCUGCCUACGGCUGGAGGACAGCUGGAGGGAGCUCAUUGAUGGGCAUGAGAAGCUGACCCGUCGGCAGUGCCACCAGCAGGAGGCAGUGUGGGAACUCCUGCACACAGAGGCCUCUUAUAUCAAGAAACUUCGAGUGAUCACCAACCUAUUCCUGUGCUCCCUCCUGAACCUGCAAGAAUCCGGGCUGCUGUGUGAGGUGGAGGCGGAGCGCCUGUUCAGCAACAUCCCAGAGAUCGCGCGUCUGCAUCGCGGGCUGUGGGGCAGCGUGAUGGCACCGGUGCUGGAGAAGGCGCGGCGCACGCGGGCGCUGCUGCAGCCCGGGGACUUCCUCAAGGGUUUUAAGAUGUUCGGCUCGCUCUUCAAGCCCUACAUCCGAUACUGCAUGGAGGAGGAGGGCUGCAUGGAGUACAUGCGUGGCCUGCUGCGUGACAACGACCUCUUCCGGGCAUAUGUCACGUGGGCCGAGAAGCACCAGCAGUGCCAGCGACUGAAGCUGAGUGACAUGCUGGCCAAGCCCCACCAGCGGCUCACCAAGUACCCACUGCUGCUCAAGUCGGUGCUGAGGAAGACGGAUGAGCCGCGUGCCAAGGAAGCCAUCGUUACCAUGAUCAGCUCGGUGGAGCGUUUCAUCCACCACGUGAAUGCGUCCAUGCGACAGCGACAGGAACAGCAGCGGCUGGCGGCGGUGGUGAGCCGCAUUGACACCUACGACGUGGUGGAGAGCAGCAGCGAUGAAGUGGACAAGCUCCUGAAGGAAUUUCUGCAACUGGACUUGACUGUACCCAUCCCUGGGGCCUCCCCAGAAGAGACGCGGCAACUCCUGUUGGAGGGGAGCCUGAGAAUGAAGGAGGGGAAGGACAGCAAGAUGGAUGUGUACUGCUUCCUUUUCACGGACCUGCUCUUGGUAACGAAAGCAGUGAAGAAGGCGGAGAGGACCAAGGUCAUCAGGCCGCCACUGCUGGUAGACAAGAUUGUGUGUCGGGAGCUGCGGGAUCCUGGGUCAUUCCUCCUCAUCUACCUGAAUGAGUUCCGUAGCGCCGUGGGGGCCUACACAUUCCAGGCCAGCGGCCAGGCUUUGUGCCGCAGCUGGGUGGACGCCAUUUACAAUGCUCAGAACCAGCUGCAGCAGCUGCGUGCACAGGAGCACCCAGGCAGCCAGUCGCCCCUGCAGAGCCUGGAGGAAGAGGAAGAUGAGCAGGAGGAGGAGGAAGAGGAAGAAGAAGAGGAAGACGGGGAGAGCAGCACUUCGGCUGCCAGCUCCCCCACCAUUCUGCGCAAAAGCAAUAACAGCCUUGACUCUCAGCGUUGUGCUUCGGAUGGCUCCACAGAGACGCUGGCCAUGGUCGUGGUAGAGCCUGGAGAGACGCUAUCCUCUCCGGAGCUGGAGGGUGGUCCCUUCAGCUCCCAGUCAGACGAGAUCUCCCUCAGCACCACAGCCUCCUCCAUCACUCCCACCAGCGAGCUGCUGCCCCUGGGCCCAGUGGAUGGCCGCUCCUGCUCCAUGGACUCUGCCUACGGCACCCUGUCACCCACCUCCCUGCAGGACUUUGUGGCUCCAGCCUCUGUGUUGGAGUCAGCGCCCCGGCCCUCAGAGUUGCCUCAAGCCCCCUCACCCUCACCGUCACCCUCACCCCGUCUCCGUCGCCGCACCCCUGUUCAACUGCUGCCCCGCCUGCCCCACUUGCUCAAGUCCAAAUCAGAAGGCAACCUCCUCCAGCUGCUGUCAGGGACUGCCACCUGUGGGGCGCCCCCAGCGCCCAGCCGCAGCCUGUCGGAGCUCUGCCUGGCCACUGCAACCUCCAGAACUAGGACUCAGAGCUCCUCUCAGGAAGCCAGGCCCCGCUGGGAUUGCCGGGGGGCAUCCAGCCCUGCCAGUGGCCCUGACCUGUCACAGCCUGAUGAUAGGACAAGUGGCCCCGUUCUGGAGCUCGGAGGCUCCACCCCAAAGAACAGCCAAGAGCUGCCCUCAGGGGCCUCGGUAAAGGUCCAGCCUGAGCCCCCUUCAAGCAUCUCUGCCCAGCACAGGAAGCUGACCCUGGCCCAGCUCUACCGCAUCAGGACCAGCCUGCUGCUCAACUCGACGCUCACUGCCUCGUGA